Molecule: messenger RNA, 3890 nt
Organism: Mizuhopecten yessoensis (Yesso scallop)
Lineage: Eukaryota; Metazoa; Mollusca; Bivalvia; Pectinida; Pectinidae
Product: ubiquitin-conjugating enzyme E2 J2-like
Exons: 8
Coding region: 113-823 (236 amino acids)
Source: RefSeq, a predicted model, not a curated record
UGUUAGAAUAGUCGGUUUACAGGAAGUUACACGACAGCGUGAUGACGAUCUUAGUGCAAUAUUGACAUCUUUCUAAAACCACGAAAAGGACGCCUCUUUCAGCCACACGUACAUGAUGGCUUCCAAAAGAGUGAAUACUACUGCCACAGGGCGGCUCAAGCAGGACUACUUGAGAAUCAUGAAAGAUCCGGUUCCUUAUGUUCAAGCCAUUCCUUUACCGAGUAAUAUUUUAGAAUGGCAUUAUAUAGUGACUGGUCCAGAACAGUCACCAUAUGAAGGUGGCAUCUAUCAUGGAAAGCUGAUCUUCCCUCGAGAGUUUCCCUUUAAGCCACCCAGUAUAUAUAUGAUCACCCCCAAUGGCAGGUUUAAGUGUAACACAAGGUUAUGUUUGUCCAUAAGUGAUUUCCACCCAGACACCUGGAAUCCAGCAUGGUCCGUGUCAACUAUCCUUACUGGCCUUCUCAGCUUUAUGUUGGAGAAGAGUCCAACUCUGGGAAGUAUAGAAACUUCAGAUGCUACGAAGAGACAGCUAGCUGCAGCUAGUGGCCAAUUUAAUCUCAAUGACAAAAUCUUCACCGAACUGUUUCCUACUGUUUCUGUGUCAAUACAAGAGGAACAGAGGAAACGAGAGGAAGAGCUUAAGGAAUCAACAAAAACUGGACAAGUAAACAACAGAUCUAGAACCUCAGCUGGGAACAACAUUGACCCCAACCAAGACAACCAGGGGAUCGUGGGGAGUACAGUGGCCAACCUGUUUGUGAUAAUCGGACUUGCAGCAUUUGCUUACACUGUGAAAUAUGUGCUGCGUAGUGUGGUUGAAUGAUAUUAACUUAUGAACUUUGAAAUAUGUACUUGACAGUAUCAUGGUGAUAUGAUAUUGACAGUAACAGCUGGACUAUAAUUAUUAUGCAUAUUUCCUUCAGGAUUUGGUUGUUUGUACCCUGAUAGUGGAUAGAAUGAAGAAUUUACGCUACGUUUACAUCUAUGGAUGACAAUGACUGAUCUAAACGUAGAAGUUAUGAGAAAUUAUGCUAUGUUUACAUCUUUGGUAUAUAUAUAUAUAUACCGGUAUAGAUAUUGACGAUGGCUGAUAUUCUGAAAGUAAGUUACAUCGUUAAUACACACAAGCCUUCACUUAACUACUAAACUGUAACAGUAACUAUAUUUUUAAAAAGUUUCUUAUCUGGGACCGAGUGGUUUAUAAAUUGUGUUUGUAUCAAUGCUGAUCAAGUCUAAACAAUUUUGCUGAAUGAGUUACGUUAAAUGUUUAACAACACCUGUCAAUAUAAAAUGUUCUUUGUGUUGACACUUCAUAUUAUUGCAGAUUAACGAAAUUACAGCAUCUUAGAAGGAUGCAGUGUUCAAAUUCAAAGUAGACUUCUAGAAAGAGCCUUGAUAUAGGCUUUUAAAAGAUAAGUUGCUCUACAUUUACCUAAAAAUAAGAAAACUCCAUUGUGGGUUUUAAUGAUGUGUCAGCAGAUAUUACCUUUUUGUCAAUAUUGAUUUCGUUGUAUAUCAUAGGAAAAAUGAACAUGAAGGCAUUUCAAGCAUGUUGGGAUCAAUGCAUGAACAUGCAGAUGAUGUAGACGAUCACAAAUGAGCUUUGUUUUAUUUUUGUAUAAUUUAAUUCCACUGGUAACUACAGUUUGACAGCACAGAAAGUGACUGACAAACACUUCUUAUAGACCUACAGUUCAUGAUGACAAAAACAUCUUAUAGACCUACAGUCCAUGAUCUCUUUUCAUUGAUAAUUUCCUAAUUGAGGAAAAUCAAGCACGAUUGCAGCUUUUUGGAUAAAAUAAAAUGUUUUAAAAAAUCAAAAGAAUUCCAGAAAGGGAGAUCACUCACCAUGUCCAUAUUAAGUCUGCAAUACAAUAUCUGUAUGAUCAGGUUAAAAAAUGUGUGAUUAUUUCUAAUAUUGAGAAUUAUAUCAAAACAACUUCUAUUUCUGUGUGAUAGAUUUCUUAUCACUUAAUUACAUUAGACAGUAGAAUCAUGAUUCCAAAAUCAAAACCAGCUCUAAUGUCAGGACAAUUUAGUGACUUGAACCCUAAAUUAGAACCUGAACCCUAAAUUAGACAACAAGAUCUAUAUAUUACUGUUUAACCUAGUGUCUCUACAUGUGGUCCAACUGUCAGGCUCGAAAUGUCCAGCCUUAAUGCAGUGAGCAUAGAUUUGAUAUCACCUGUAUUUGAUAAGGGCACAUAUUGCUAAACUAUCUUGAUCAGAGGGGCAGCCAUGUUGACAACAGUGGACUAUAGUUCAUCUGUAUCUGGUGCUGCUGCCAGGUUCAAAGUUGGCAGAAAGCAAGUCUGCGUGUUGUAUUGGAUUGGGGUCGGGGCAAAGGAUGAUUGAUUUUGACUUAAAUUAGAAAUAACAUGAUUUCAAUUGUUGAUUUUGAAGUUGAAAACUUUCAUCUUUUAUCAUGUCAAAUAAGUUGUCUCUAUUAGGAUAUCUAAAAGAAGAUAAAUAUAUUCAACAAGUUUCCCCAUUAUCUAUGUGUUUUAAGGUUAUUUGAUAAAAAUCAGAUUGUUUGCCAACAAGUUUGAGAUAUUUUUUAUUGUUGAGUUACUACAUAUAAUAGCAGCUUCGAUUUUGAUACAAAAUUAAGAAGAAUUUUGUUUAUGAAAGUCAUUACAUUGUAUCCCCGGAUACAUAAAUAUAAUUAGAUGGUAUGAUAACACUGAAAAAUAACCAGAUCUUAUGAUAAACAGUUUUUAAUAUCUAGAUAACUUUCAUAAGAUUAUUAUUUAUUAAUUUGUUAAUUUGAUAUAUGUUGCAAGCAAAAUUGAUAUUUCGUUAAUAAACAAAUAUAUUGUGACAUUUUAACUUUUUUGUACAUUAAUAUUAUCUUUGCUGCUUUUGUUUAUUAUCUUCGCUUUUUCAUGUAUUUAUUAUUUUCUUUUGCUGAACAGUACCAAACAGAUAUUCCUGUGUUGAACAUUUAUAAUUGUAGAGUUAAGUUGAUUCAUUUACUUUAUGUUUGCCAAUCAAGAUAAGAAAUAAUAUUUACAUGUAGGAUAGAUAAUUGUGAUGAGCUGAUGUUAAAAACUCCAAAAACACUGCUUGUUGCAGGCUGAAGUAUUUAUCUAUUUAUUUUGACAGCAGGUGUUCACUAUUUGUUUUGUUCGAAUUAACAAUGACAGAAAAAGUAAAGUAAGGGGUGUAGCGACAGUGUUUUAAAAAUAGAUAUAUGUAGGAAUAUGAAAUUGGCCUGUUCAUCAGUUUGUACAAUGAGCUGAUGGUAAUUGAAGAUUGCUCUAUUUUGUAUGAUUUUAACUACAAUGUAUAGCUCUAAUUUGUAUGAUUUCAACUACAAUUUAUGUAGGGCUCUACUUUUUACGAUUUCACCUGCAAUUUAUGGCCAUCUUUGUACAAUUUGAAAUACAGUGUAUAGCUCUACUUUGUACAAUUUGAACUACAAUGUAUAGCUCUACUUUGUACAAUUUGAACUACAGUGUAUAGCUCUACUUUGUACAAUUUGAACUACAGUGUAUAGCUCUACUUUGUACAAUUUGAACUACAGUGUAUAGGUCUUAUUUGUAUGAUUUCAACUACAAUUUAUGUAGGGUUCUACUUAGUACGAUUUCACCUGCAAUUUAUACGUCCAAUUUGUAUGAUUUCACCGUCAAUGUAUAGCUCUACUUUGUAUGAACGUCAAUUACAAUGUACAGCUAAUUUUUCACUGUAAGCUCUUUAAAUACAUAAACUGUUUAAGGAAUACAAAUAUAUCAGAAAACAUAGCAUAUAUUUGGAUUUGGAUUUAGUUCUACUUAUUAACUUUUAUCAUCAUUGCUUUUUAUGGUAAUGUCACUGAAAUAUAAACAUCAUGUGAUAAUGGUUUUGUUUGUUAUUCUAAAAAUGUUUGUCAAUAUGAUAAAAUUGUUGAA